GUUUAAGCGGAAAUAAAGUAUUCAGUCACAGAUAAAAUAUGUUUUUUAAUACUUUUAUUUUGAGUUUGUUUGUGAAAUCAAGUUACAGACGUUAGGAAUAAAUAAGUUUAUAUAUAUCCCUAUUACGGGGUUCCAGACGAUACUAGAUUUUUUAAAUUUCGGCACAAACCGGAAAAGACGCCAUUUUCAACUCACUUUUGACGUGCCGCGUACUUCUUAUGCCCACUUUGCCGCUUCACGGGAACCGGCCAUCAUAAUUUGCAAGCGGCAAGCUUUCUUGUGUUUGUAAAAUUUCUGUAGUUCUUUAAUUUUGUGACACAUUUGUAGUGUUUUGUUGAACAUCAAUUCCUGAUCCUCAAAUUUCCUGCCUACCAGCUACACAAUGGGUGACGAGAAAAAGGGAAAUGAAGCCGAACACAUUAACCUUAAGGUACUUGGACAAGACAACGCCGUGGUCCAGUUUAAAAUUAAAAGACACACACCCCUCAGGAAACUUAUGACUGCAUACUGCGAGCGAGCGGGAAUCAGUACCCAAGUAGUUCGAUUCCGUUUUGAUGGCAACCCUAUAAACGAUGCUGACACCCCAAAUUCUUUAGACAUGGAAGAAGGUGAUACAAUUGAAGUGUAUCAGCAGCAGACUGGUGGAUUGUGUUGAGCUUCUCUUUUUUAUGUAAACUUAUUCUUAUUGUCAUUUGAAGUUAAUGUCAAUAUUAAAAUUAAAGUAGUUUUAUUAUGUAUAAUAGAUAAUAAGUUAAGUAUUUAAUUUCUUUGAAUAUUAGUUCACUUUUCAACCAAAAUUUCUGUGUGUAAGUAGGUCUGACAUUAUGUUUAUUGUUGGACAACAGUUUCUCAUACUGAGAGGUUUUUUGUAAUAUUGUUCUCAGAUUUUUACACAAAACAAAAACUGGAACUUAAGUUUAAUUAAUAUAAUUUUUCUUAUUAA
Molecule: messenger RNA, 943 nt
Organism: Acanthoscelides obtectus
Lineage: Eukaryota; Metazoa; Arthropoda; Insecta; Coleoptera; Chrysomelidae
Source: the annotation of a GenBank genome assembly